AUGUCUCACGAUAGCGUUUGGAACUCCCGCCCCCGCACCUACGGCAAGGGCGCGCGGUCGUGCCGUGUCUGCACCCACCGUGCUGGUCUGAUCCGCAAGUACGGCCUCGACAUCUGCCGUCAGUGCUUCCGUGAGAAGGCUGCCGACAUUGGUUUCGUCAAGGUACGCUCGGAGCGCAUACUUCUAUCAUCACCGUUAAACCUCGAAUACCCACUGCGACGGAGGGGGACGGGCAGGAGAAUCAUGACGCACGGAUGA
Pyricularia pennisetigena is the source of this 258-nucleotide messenger RNA. RefSeq lists its product as uncharacterized. Gene Ontology annotation, cellular component: cytosolic small ribosomal subunit; ribosome. The coding region runs from base 1 to 258 and encodes 85 amino acids. Lineage: Eukaryota; Fungi; Ascomycota; Sordariomycetes; Magnaporthales; Pyriculariaceae. Gene Ontology annotation, molecular function: RNA binding; zinc ion binding; structural constituent of ribosome. Gene Ontology annotation, biological process: translation. The record is from RefSeq and is a predicted model, not a curated record. The transcript is spliced from 3 exons.